Knipowitschia caucasica is the source of this 477-nucleotide messenger RNA. NCBI's taxonomy places the organism in Eukaryota, Metazoa, Chordata, Actinopteri, Gobiiformes, Gobiidae. The record is from the annotation of a GenBank genome assembly.
AUGGCGGCUCGGCUCCAGGCGUCUGAGCUGGACUGCGGAGCGGGAAGCAGAAAACUGUCUGGAAACACAGAGCCACAGUUUUCAGUCACCCACACAGAGACAGUCGCCUCCAGACAUUUGAGUCGCACUCUUAUUUUGUUUUUCAAGGGUUAUACAAAGUGCAGAAGAGAAACCGUGCUUUGUGGAGUCCCGCCCCCAGUAGAGAACGCCUUCUUGGUUGGUCGAAAACGCUCCCACUAUGAUAUUCACUCAGUGGUGCGUUACCAGUGCGUUGACGGAUUCCUGCAGCGCCACGUUCCCACCGCCAAGUGCCGCGCCAAUGGCAAGUGGGACCGACCCAAGAUCAUCUGCAUGAAGUCACGGAGGGCCCAUCGCUACAGACGUCACCACCACAAGAGCAGGAGGGAGCGCCGGAAGCACAAGAAGCAUGGCCACAGAGAGGGGGGUCACCAUGAGCACGGUCACGGCCAUUUCUGA